This is a messenger RNA of Cajanus cajan (pigeon pea), 2040 nucleotides long. RefSeq names its product Major facilitator superfamily protein. Gene Ontology annotation, cellular component: membrane. The record is from RefSeq and is a predicted model, not a curated record. Gene Ontology annotation, molecular function: transmembrane transporter activity. Gene Ontology annotation, biological process: transmembrane transport. NCBI's taxonomy places the organism in Eukaryota, Viridiplantae, Streptophyta, Magnoliopsida, Fabales, Fabaceae.
GAACGCUUGACAAAGAGGUUGCUGUGACAAACUAAGAUUCUCCUUCCAAACCUCAAGCUAAGGCUAUAAAUACUUAACUCUGUGGCCCUGGUAUGUACUAGAACACCAAUAGCCAAGGGAUUUCAGAAGAUGGAGCAGAAAGAGAAUCAUGCUGGAAGGAAAAAAGGAGGGCUCAUCACAAUGCCCUUCAUCUUUGCUAAUGAGGUUUGUGAGAAGUUGGCUGUGGUGGGUUUCAACACAAACAUGAUAAGCUACUUGACAACACAGCUUCAUAUGCCAUUAACCAAAGCAGCUAACACCCUCACUAACUUCAGUGGAACUGCAAGCUUGACACCAUUGCUUGGUGCUUUCAUUGCUGACUCUUUUGCCGGAAAGUUCUGGACUGUCACCGCUGCUUCCAUUAUAUACCAAAUUGGGAUGGUUAGUUUGACAUUAUCAGCAGUGCUUCCACAGUUUAGGCCACCUCCUUGUCACGGUGAGGAGGUGUGCAAACAAGCGAGUGCAGGACAGCUGGCAGUGCUAUACAUCUCACUUUUACUCGGUGCACUCGGGUCGGGUGGGAUUCGCCCCUGCAUCGUAGCGUUUGGGGCGGAUCAAUUUGAUGAAUCCGACCCGAAACAGACAACAAGGACAUGGACUUACUUUAAUUGGUACUAUUUUGUGAUGGGUGCGGCUAUUCUUGUGGCUGUGACAGUUUUGGUUUACAUUCAAGAUAACAUUGGGUGGGGAUUGGGCCUGGGAAUCCCCACCGUUGCGAUGUUCAUCUCAAUUAUUGCAUUCAUUGUCGGGUACCCGCUUUACCGGAACUUGAACCCGGUGGGUAGCCCGUUUACCCGGUUGGUGCAAGUGGGUGUGGCAGCAUUUCGUAAGAGAAAGUUGCCGAAUGUUGCACACCAUGGCUUGCUAUACCAAAAUGAUGAAAUUGAUGCGGCUAUUUCAAUGGGAGGGAAGCUUCUGCAUACUGAACAGAUGAAGUUUUUGGACAAGGCAGCAAUUGUGACAGAAGAAGAUGAGAGUGGGAAAGCACCCAACUUGUGGAGGCUAAGCACAGUUCACAGAGUGGAGGAGUUGAAGUCCAUAAUCAGGAUGGGCCCAAUAUGGGCCUCGGGCAUUCUUCUAAUCACAGCCUAUGCGCAACAGAGCACAUUCUCCCUCCAACAAGCAAAAACAAUGGACCGACACUUAACAAAAACGUUCGAAAUCCCAGCAGGGUCCAUGUCGGUCUUCACCAUCCUCACCAUGCUCACGACCACGGCCUUCUACGACCGGGUCUUCAUCAAAGUGGCCCGCAGAUUCACCGGGCUUGACCGCGGCAUAAGCUUCCUCCACAGAAUGGGCAUUGGGUUCGUCAUCUCAACCCUUGCCACCUUCGUGGCGGGCUUUAUCGAAAUGAAGCGAAAGAGAGCCGCUUGGGCCCACGGGCUUUUCGACCACCCACAUGCCACCAUCCCAAUCUCGGUCUUCUGGCUCGUUCCACAGUACAGUCUCCACGGCAUGGCUGAGGCCUUCAUGUCCAUUGGGCACUUGGAGUUUUUCUACGACCAGGCCCCAGAGAGCAUGAGGAGCACUGCCAUGGCACUGUUUUGGACUGCAAUUUCUGUUGGGAACUAUGUGAGCACCCUUUUGGUUACUCUUGUCCACAAGUUCAGUGCUGGGCCCAAUGGCUCCAAUUGGCUUCCUGAUAACAACCUCAACAAGGGCAAGUUGGAGUAUUUUUAUUGGCUCAUCACAGUGCUGCAGUUUCUUAAUCUCAUUUACUACUUGGUUUGCGCCAAAUUGUACACUUACAAGCCAAUUCAGGUCCAUGACAAAGGGGAUAGCAGUUCCGAAGUUGAACUCACCACCACAGUUUAAGUGCCAUGGCUUAUUAGAGUUUUAUAAUUACUUAAUUACCCUCUCUCAGGAGGGACGAUGCUUAGAGACUAGGAGACUCGAUCGUGUGCUGUAUAUAAAUAAUUAUUCUUACUAAACAAUAGUAGAAUAUAUGUGUUGCUUGUGUUCUUCUUUCAUUUAUUAUUAACAUGUCUUUACUUUAAAUUA